CUGAUGGUGUUACUGAACCUGUACCUGUUUAUCGCCCCUUUGGUCAUCAGGCCCAGGCUGGAGUACGUCUACGUGGCCACUGGUCUCUUCGGCGGGGGGCUCCUUCUGUAUGUGACCUUAAUUCACUUAAGACUAACACUACCAUUUUAUGGUGAGCUUUGGUAUGUCAUACUUCUCGCUGUUACACGCAAAGCCUCUUAUAGAGUCUUCGCUGUUAGGCCAGGGGUCGGGAACCUUUUUGUCUGAGAGAGCCAUGGAAAGUAAUUCUGUGAAAGCCAUACAUUAUGUUUAAAACUAAAAUUCAAGUAAAUGUGUGCCUUUUGUGUAAUUUCAACACUAAAAAUGCAAUAAUUAUGUCCCUGAAUUCUUUUUAAUAACAUUGUUAUGCUGUUGCUAAUCAAUAAUGAGUAUUUCUUACCAUUUACGCGAUUUUUUUUUAUAAUCGAACAUUUGUCUGCGAGCCAGAUGCAGCCAUCAAUAGAGCCACAUCUGGCUCGUGAGCCAUAGGUUCCCGACCCCUGUGUUAGGCUGUUACGGUUAUAUCCAAAGCUUCUUAUUGAGUCUUCUCUAUUAGACCGUUACUGUUAUAUGCAAAGCUUCUUAUAGAGUCCUUGUAGCUCUAUUUAGUGAUUUGCUGGGAUAAUAACAAACACAGUGCCAUUAACAGGAACUUUUCUUUUAAAUGCAGACAAAUUGGUGACCUGGACUCAACUUGUCUUGGAAGUUUGUCCGUCGGCCAAGUCUGUGCAAUGA
Lymnaea stagnalis (great pond snail) is the source of this 753-nucleotide messenger RNA. Lineage: Eukaryota; Metazoa; Mollusca; Gastropoda; Lymnaeidae. The record is from the annotation of a GenBank genome assembly.